Messenger RNA from Xiphophorus maculatus (southern platyfish), 8212 nucleotides. RefSeq names its product delta-like protein C (gene dlc). The record is from RefSeq and is a predicted model, not a curated record. The transcript is spliced from 9 exons. Gene Ontology annotation, molecular function: calcium ion binding. Gene Ontology annotation, biological process: heterophilic cell-cell adhesion; axon guidance; multicellular organism development. Lineage: Eukaryota; Metazoa; Chordata; Actinopteri; Cyprinodontiformes; Poeciliidae. Gene Ontology annotation, cellular component: protein-containing complex; plasma membrane. The coding region runs from base 230 to 2281 and encodes 683 amino acids.
GCUGCCGCAGUCCAGAGUUCAAACAGCCGCACUUCACUUUCUUUUCAGCGCAGAAAGCAGAUCAGACCUGAAACCCGCCACUUCUUCUUCUUCUUCUUCUUCUUCUGCUACUUUUUCUACUUUUCCUUCUUCUUCUCUCCUCGCUGCGGUUCGGGUUUUGUUCCUCCGCAUUAUUUUGGUUUUAUUUUUGGCGCAGAUCAGCGAGCAUCGGGGGCAGCGGCGCUCAGACAUGUUGCGGUUGUUCCUGCUCCUGCUGGCGGUGCCGGUGCAGACGGUUCGGUCCACCAAGGCCGUGUUCGAGCUGAAGGUCCAGACCUUCAGCAGCUCCCGCAGCAUCUGCGACCAGAACCGGGACUGCCGCAUCUUUUUCCGCAUGUGCCUCAAACAUUCGCAGAGCGUCAUCAGCCCGGAGCCGCCGUGCACGUACGGGAACGCGAGCAGCGCCGCGCUCCCCGCGGACCCCGGCUCCAUCUCCGGGAGCGCGCCCAUGAAGGUGAACGUCUCCUUCAAGUGGCCGGGCUCCUUCUCGCUGAUCCUGGAGGUUUGGACCUCAGACUGCUCAGGUGGAAAGUCCACAGGCGACCGGCCGCGGCUGCUGAGCCGGGCGUCCCGCCUCGGCAGCCAGGCGGUCGGGGAGGAGUGGUCGCAGCAGCUCCACCAGGGCAACCAGAGCGAGCUGAGCUUCUCCUACCGGGUGGUGUGCAUGGAGAAUUACCACGGCGACGACUGCUCCACCCUGUGCCGGCCGCGCAGCGACGACUUCGGCCAUUACCGCUGCGACGCCCAGGGCCGGCGCCGCUGCCUGGAGGGCUGGGAGGGCAACUACUGCACCGAGCCCAUCUGUGCAGGCGGCUGCGGCGGGCACCGCGGCGUGUGCGAGGCGCCCGGACGCUGCCGGUGUAACGUGGGCUGGGAGGGGCAGCGCUGCGACAGCUGCAAGCGGCAUCCCGGCUGCCUGCACGGCACCUGCCAGCUGCCCUGGGAGUGCAGCUGCAAUGAGGGCUGGGGAGGCCUGUACUGCAACCAAGACCUCAACUACUGCACCAACCACCGGCCGUGCCAGAACCAAGCGUCCUGCACCAACACCGGCGAAGGCAGCUACACCUGCAGCUGCCGACCCGGCUUCUCCGGCGUCGACUGCGAGAUCGAGACCAAUGAGUGUGACAGCACCCCCUGCAGGAACGGAGGAAGCUGCACAGAUCUGUUGGACGGGUAUUCCUGCGCGUGUCCUCAGGGUUUUUACGGAAGGGACUGUGAGAUCAGCGCCAUGCGGUGCGCAGACGGGCCGUGCUUCAACGGGGGAACCUGCCUGGAGGCCGUUGGCGGCGGCUACAGCUGCCGCUGCCCGGACGGCUUCACCGGCUCCAACUGCGAGAAGCGGCUGGACCAAUGCAGCAGCGGGCCCUGCGCUAACGGUGCGCGGUGUCUGGACCUCGGUAGCCGGGUCGUGUGCCAGUGUCGCUCGGGCUUCACCGGGACUCUCUGUGAGACCAACAUCGACGACUGUGCUGGCAACCCCUGCCGCAAUGCCGGCACCUGCCUGGAUGGCAUCAAUGACUUCAGCUGCUCUUGCACCCUGGGCUUCUCUGGCAAGGACUGCUCGGCGCGCACCAGUCCCUGCGACUUCUUCCCCUGCAGCAACGGGGGAAGGUGUUACACCCACUUCUCCGGCCCCGUGUGCCAGUGUCCGCCGGGCUUCAUGGGCGCUCGCUGUGAGUACUCCUUCAGCAUUCCCUCCCCAAGACCUCCAGAUGGCGGCGACGCCUCUCCGGCGCUGAUUGCCGCCGUCGCACUCGGCCUGGUGACUCUGUCGCUCCUGGUGUGCGCCGCCAUCCACGUCCUGCGUCAGCUGCGCCGGGGCAGGAAGCUGGCAGUCAUGUCCAGGUCCGUCAAGAACGACCUGGAGACGGUGAACAACCGCAGCGCUGUGGUCGGCGGAGGCGUCCCCAAUAACGGGAGCCUGGCGGGGGCGCCGGUGUGCAGCCUGAAGGAGAAGGAGGCCUUUCUUCUCCCUGGGGGUUCAUAUAAAGUGUCCAACAAAAACGCAGCGCUGGCAGACAAGAGCAGCGACAACGGGUCCAUGAUCAAAAACAAAAUGGCCGACUGUAACCUGGCCAAAGCGGAGCAGCGCCUGGAGAAGAACAAGUUUGACCCUCAGAAACAUGACUCCUCCAUCGCCGUCCCUCCUCUCAGUUUUGUGAAGGACAGUCUGUAUCAGCCGGUGUUCAUCGUCCCUGAGCCCAUGGAGCAGCGAGUGUUUGCCACAGAGGUGAGGCUCUAACCAGGAGUUUAUCGACCAAUCAGCAGCUGGAAGGACGCAGGUUUGAACCCUGAAGCUCAGAAUCAGUUUUAUUGGCCAAAAUUGUGGCACAAGACAGAAUCUGACUUGAGUUUUCAACGACUCACAGACAUAAUGCAUAGAGAUAAAAAACUCCAGAGGAAAUAAAAUACAAAGUUGAAGGGAAAAUGUGUGCAGGUGUGUGCAUUCACCUUUAAUUAGAAAGAAUAAGAAAAAGGAAAGUUGUUUGAUGUCUGAGUCCUCUGGCUGUUCGGUUUUCACCAGAGAGACGGCCAGGACGUCUGGGUCCCUGGGUGGUCUGGGAAGAGGUCCGGACCGGUCUGGGAAGAGGUCCGGACCGGUCUGGGAAGAGGUCUGGACCCAGUGGGACGAUCUGCUGAUGUCCUUCAGAUGCUUCCUCACCGGCUGCCCAGACUUGUUCUUUAAGGCUGUGGGGUUUUGUUGGAGACGAUGGCGGGUCAGUAGAAGCGGGAGCGACCUGGACACAGACCAGACUGAUGAAGAGCGAUGAAGAGUGAUGAAGAGCGAUGAAGAGCGGGCUGAAGCAGGCCGUGUCGGCUCUCUGGCAGACAGGAGGAAACACUGGAGGUUUCCUGGUCUUCUGACGCUGAAACAGGCUGUUAGUGUGAUCCUGAGAUCUUUAGUGCCAGCAGAGGGUCAAAGGGUCAGAGGGGACAGCGCCGGGGGUUCUGGUGGUCCAUUUGUCUGGGAGUGGGUGAAUGUGUUGGAGGUUUCAAACCAGUAGAACGAAGGUAAAAAGGUCAAGUUUCAGGGUCAUCAGCCAGUCUGGUGUUGGGCUCCUGCAGGCUGCUUCAACCCGACACAGCGCCUCACUCAGUUUGUUCCACAGGGCCCGGCUCUGAGGGGCCCAGUUCUGAAGGGCCCGGUUCUGAGGGGCCUGGUUCUGAAGGGCCCGGUUCGGUCCUACAGGGCCGGUUUCAUCCACUGUUUCUAACACAGCGCCUCAAAAUGUGCACAAAAAUCAUCGACGUAAACACGGCGAAUGAUCAGAGACUCUUAGCUGCAUGAAGGACAGAAUCCAUCCAGACGGUGACUCGGUGGGACUCGGUCAGACUUGGUGAGACUCAGUGAGACUCGGUGAGACUCGGUGAGACUCAGAGAGACUCGGUGAGACUCGGUGAGACUCGGUGAGACUCGGUGUCUUGGAGGGAUUCUCCCAGUUAAAUUCCCAGGAAUAAUAAUAAUAGUCUAAAAGCUUUUUGUUGGUGUUUGGUCACAUCUGGACUUUGGACCUGUUGGGACGAGACUUUGUUGUUGUCAGUUUUUGUCGGGUCUUGCAGGAAGAAUCCAAGAUGGCCGCCGAUGUGCUUUGCUGUUGUGUUUUUAUAUAAAAGUGGAUCAGAAGUUUGUGCAAAAUAUACUGAAUAAAGUUGAUUCUGAUUCUGAGUACAGGAACAAAUCUGCCUUCACAAUAAAAGCCCCAGAGAUGGUCGAUCAUUAUUUAUUUUAAAUAUAAUGCGACUCGUAGCAUCGCAGAGAUUAAAGAGGAAACAUCAGGAUGAGUUCAUUUGGUUCCGUUUGGCUCCUUGCUGCAGCAGGAUUCCGUCUCACGUUUUAUUUCUACCGGCAGUAAAAACAAAUAAUCAUCUGAGAUUCUCCACUGACCCUCACUGACCUCUGCAGGGCAGAAAGCAGGCAGGAAAUCUGCUAGUUAGCUUGUGUCUGUGCUCCAGUGAGCGGGUCGGCUCAGUCCGGCUGCAGGUCCGGUCCGGUUAGGGCGGAGCGGCUGGCGUCACAGAACACGGCCCGAUGAUGGGGACGAAGAAACGUCACGGCUUUCAGGUAGCAGGAGAAUCCGACGCCUGGGUGGAGGUUUGGGUUUAACCCCUGGCUGAAUGCGGACCGAACCGAACCACAGCGACCCGCCGCACCGUUCAGUGGAAAAGAGGAUCAGAUGUCUCAAAGUAAAAUCUCUACAGGGGAUCCGUUCCACCUCCAGCCUGCCAGGUUUUGAUCGGGUUUCAACUGAAGUUCAGCAGAAUUCUUCCUGCGUCCCGGCCGGCCCGGUUCAAGGUUCUGAUGUUCCUGGUCCCGGCCGGCCCGGUUCAAGGUUCUGAUGUUCCUGGUCCCGGCCGGCCCGGUUCAGGGUUCUGAUGUUUCUGCUGCAGUUGUUAUAGAAAUGCUGUUUACGGCCGUCGACCGGCUCGGUCCGCUCCUCUUUUGAAGUUCUUGUCUUUCAGCAGAGAACCUCCUCCGUCUUUAAAGGCUUUUAUUUUAUUUUUUCUGCGGUUGUGUUCAGGCUUGCAGCUCUGGAUGUUUCUGUUCGCUUCCAGAGCGCCACACGGCGGAAAGUCUCUGAAAACGGAUCAUGUUUCGUCUUCGGUGCCAAACUCAGGCAGCGAAACGACGGACAGAAAAACGAAAUGAGCCACUUAAAAUUCCUGCUGCAACAUCUGCAGCUUGAACUUGAGUUCAGUGAAAAUUAAACCAUAGAAAUGAAAAUUCAUCCAGUUACUGGCGGAGCAGCAGAAAUCUGUCUUCAUUACUUCACCUGAAAAAGGCUGAAGAGCUCAUCAGAACCCGUCCUUGGUUCUGAUGAGCUGGACCACCGACGGAUCUGAAAGUUGCAGGACGGAGUUGCCUGAUGUUUGGUCGUUGCAGUGAAACUUUGUCUUUUUUACGUUUCCAACAAUCAGCCAGUUGUGUCUAAACUUUCGUGCCGUCGUCCAUAUAUGGACUCACUUCCUGUUUGUCGGACGGGCCAGGCGAUGAAUUACUGAUGCGUCUCAUCUUUAUGUGAUGAGAGGUCAAAGGUCAGCAGGUCAGAUGAACCGUCUGAGUUCAUCUUCUGGUCUCUUCGCUUUGAAAAAUGUUCCCUGAUUUCAAACUUUCCACUGCAGAUAAAAAGUCAAAUGUCUUCAUGUGAUGACAUCAUGCGGUUUCUCAGUUCUGCUUGUUGAAUAUUAAUGAAACUGUUAGCGUUAGCGUUAGCGUCAGGAUGCUCAGCCUGUCGGGAUCAACUCUUACCUGAACGUCCACUGAUCUCCGUCUCUGGGUGCUGAGAGUUUUCAUGAAUAAUUCAGAUAAUAAUAAAGCAAUAAAAUUUCAUGUAUAGUUUAAAUAAAUCACCUUUAAUUUACUCAACAUGUUAUUUUAUGCUCCCAUUUCCAUGAACUAACAAUCCUUAUGAAAUAAAAACAUUUCCUUCCAGGAGAUUUUGGGUAGAAAAUGUUUGAAAUCUGAAAGCAGGUGAAACUUUUGCCUGGUUGGAAGGAAACGAUCCGGUUUCUAUCAGUAGAGUUGAUUUAACAGAUCUAAGACUCAAAUAUCUAUAAAUAUGUGGAUAUUUGGGGUUUUCUCCUGAUGGUUCUGCUGAUCCAUGUCAGACUGAUGCCAGUGACUUUAACAGAACUUUUAUAGGUUGUUAAAAGAACAGCUUGAUUUUGUUACUGAACUGAUUAGACGCAGCAGGUAAGUGUUUAAACGUCUCCUCUUCGGUCCGACCUGCAUGCUGCUCGUCCCUUUCUGUGUCUGACGCUCCGCUGCUGCCUUCAUGAACAAAAUGAAACCAACAUCUGUGACUGGCCACAACAAAACCAGGAACAAGUGAGACCCAUGUAUGGAGGCCUCAGUCCUCGUGGCGGUGGUCGCAGGUUCGAUUCCCGGCCAGCGACAUUUGCCUGUCAAAUUACUUUCAAACAAAAGCCUAAAAAAACAAACUGAAAAGUAUUCCUGCAGGCAUGAAUGAAUGAAAGUUACAGACGUUGUGGUGGUGAAGUGGAUCCACAGCCUCCAUUCAGACAUGCAGCCACUGAACUGAAACCACUAACAAAACACCAGUAAGGCCCAGUUUGUUCAUCAGCUCAAGGUUUCAACAUUUCCUAAAUCUUAAAUGUUGGUUCAGAUUUACUGUCCAGUAAAUUCAGAGUUUUCCGUUGGAAACCUCAGAAGUUUAAUUAAAUCUCAACUUGAAAUCAUAAAUAAACAACAAAGCUCAGGAUUUUCUCAUGAAUCCACGUUUUUCCUGUUUUCUGUGUUUCUGUUCCUGCUUUUGUUCCACAUAAUGUCCAACUGAAUGGAAACUUCAGACUCUUUAUGUUGAAGACGAGACCAUCAUCAGCGUAGAGCCGGAUGUUUUCUAAAAGCUUUGCUCUGGACACAGCAACAAACCCGCAGUGUUAACCUCACUGUGGUUCUGAUCAAUUCUUUAUAAUUAUCUCGUUACCGGAGGAACCGCUCCUGGAUCCGACCCGACCCAUCGGUACCAUCAGCAGCUUUCAGGAAAUGUGCAGAACCUUUUGGGGUCUUUUCUAGUUUCUAUUUUUUCCUUGAUGUAAAUUGACUUUAUAUUUAACUAAACCUUCUAAGGAUGCCACAUUAAUUUAGAUUAGCAUAAAGUAUCCUCAUAUUAAACAAGUUAAUAAUUAAAUAAAAAUGUUUACCAGCAGAAUAUUUAGUUUGUCUGCAGAUUGAGUCCAGCUGAUCCCAGCAUGAUGCUGCCACCGUUAGGAAACCUGAAAUCUGUGUUUCAUAACCAGCCUCUGUUUUUUCCUGUCAGGUGUUUCGAUCUGCACAUCGUCAGCAUCAAUGCUUCUGGUGGAUUUUCAUGAUUUAGUUCAACCAGAAUCUAGUAAUCAUACAGCUGUAAUUAGAAAAACAAAUAUUAGAAAGAUUUGAAAUUACUGCUAAUUUCUUCUUUGAAUCAAACGUUAAAUUGCAUCUUAAUUGUUCCAGAAACUCGGUGAUCCUUCACCAUCCAUCCUGCAGCAGUUUGGACGACAGCUGGGCGUUAGCGAUAGCUUUCUCUUUUAAAUUCUCUCCACUUCAUGCAAAACUUUACAUGUUAGGAGAAAAACAGUAAAUUCAAACUUGUGAGCCAAAUUUUAAGCGGUGAGCACCGCUAGCUAAAAAGCUAGCUGUGCUAGCCCUAAAGCACUAAUCAUAAACAUUAUAUUUGCUAAUGCUAAGGUAUUAUACCAACAUAGUUUAGUGGAAGCUAAUGCUAAAGCACGAAUUCCUAUCAUGUUGAUACAGCAUGGCACAAAGUCCUCAACAGUCAGCUGACCUUUCACCCACAGCUUCAGCUUCAUAGCUGAUGAGUUUUGCAUGAAGGACAUCAGUAGAUUAUUAAGUGCUUACUGUAGAACAGCAAUGCAUUCUGGGUACAGAGUACAUGUCUCACUACUUGAAGAAUUCAUAAGACAAUAACCAAAACUUCAACACAGAUUAUCAAAUUCAUUCAACUGAAAACAGCCGAGUAAAUUAGUGCUUUAGAGUUUAUCUGGUUGAAUUAUCUCGGGGGAAGCUAAGUGUGCUAAACAUUUUCAAAGUUAGCAAAGAAGCUAAAGUGCUAAACAAAACCUGUUUGAUGUCUCAUUGUUUCAUGUGAAGUCAGAGCUCUAAAAAGUCUUUCAAAUAUUUAUCCCAACAUUUCAUCAUAGGUUAUGUUUGUUAACCGUCGAACGUGUUUUCUUUGUUUUUAACGGCGUCACACAGACUUUAAAGGUUUUCUCUCUUUCUGCUGCUCAAAGGUGCGGCUCAGUUCCAGGAACUAGUCCCAGCCAUCCUGACUAAACCUUCUAUUAAAAUGUUUCUUUAAUGAAUGAAAAUCCAAUUAUUAAACAAACAGGAAGCUGCAGAUUGUGGAGACGUUGGGUCCAGAAGCCGUUCACAACAUGGUCGUUUUCUUCACUUAUUCAGCUUGUUCUAACUUUAGUUUGGUUUUUUAAAUAUACGUUAUUCUAAUCUGCCCGUUAUCGGCUCCAAAUCCCCAGUUUAUGUCUGUUUUUUAGAUUUGAGGGUGAAAAGGUCAUCCUGUACGCGGAUGACUAACUGCUGUUUCUGUGUCUUGUUCUCAGGUAUAGCCUUGAGUUUUCAGACCACCAGCAGAGGAGCUUUCACGCUGGAGGGCCUGAAAUGUUUCAGUCCUGGACAGAACAGCCAGAGGAUCUA